AUGCAGCUCCUUUCUGCCAUUGCGACCACGGCGGUACUCGCCGGAAGUGCUUCGGCCGUCAACUUCACCGGCGAUGUUGUGAAUGGCGUUCCCGUCAUUCAGGGACUCAAUCUCGCAGAUGUGCCCCCACAGACCGUCUCGAAGUACUAUCUCCGAGCUGGUGAGCUCAAUGGCGGUCAUCCGGUUCAUAUUCCCAUUAUGGUCGCGCGAGGAACCAAGGAGAGUCUGGAGACGGGGAAGAAGUUGUCGCUCUCGGGUACUAUUCACGGCGAUGAGCUGAACCCGGUUCGCGUGGUGCAGCGCAUUUUUGAGCAGCUGCAAGACCAGGUCGCGACACUCAAUGGCACGGUCAUUGGUAUUCCCACUGUCAACCCAAUGGGCAUCUACCUUAACCAGCGCAACUACUUCACCUCAGGCGCAAGCGGCUCCCUCACAAACGUGAACCGCAUUUUCCCAGGUGUCGCAGCGACAGAAGGAGGCAGUGGACCUCAAAUCCUAGCCUACAACAUCUGGAACCACAUCUGGGGAAACAUGUCCAACGUCGACGUGGGCAUUGACCUACACACCCCCAGCUCAGGCGGCGAAACCUCACUAUGGUGCUACUCGGACUUCCGCCUCCCCUACGUCGAGCGCCUCGCCAAGCUCCUCCAGCCCGACACGCUAAAGAUCGACCCCGGCGAGCCCGGCUCCAUCGAAACAACCUUCAUCGACUACAAGAUUCCGUCGCUCACGGUCGAAAUGGGCCAAGCCAAGGUGUGGAACAACAGCCUUAUCGACCGCGUAGUCGACUACGUAAACCGCGUUAUGGUCGACCUUAAAAUCACGCCUUCAAACACAACCGUCGAGCCCGAUCUAAGCAAAACAUACAUCAUUACUACUUUCCACGACACCUCGUCGCAGUACGGUGGCUUUGUUGAGAGGCUGGUUGGUGUUGAUGAGAUGGUGUCGAAGGGUCAGCCGAUUGCUCAUGUGCGCAAUCCUUUUGGUGAUAUCUUGGAGACUUUGGUUGCACCGGAGAAUGGUCGCAUGUUUCAGAGUCCACGUGAUCCUAGUAUUGAGCCUGGCGGUAGUGUGGGGCAGAUUGCGUAUAACAUGAGCGAGUCAGCCACAUAA
Molecule: messenger RNA, 1113 nt
Organism: Pyrenophora tritici-repentis Pt-1C-BFP
Lineage: Eukaryota; Fungi; Ascomycota; Dothideomycetes; Pleosporales; Pleosporaceae
Source: RefSeq, a predicted model, not a curated record